This is a messenger RNA of Neogale vison (American mink), 2209 nucleotides long. Its product is annotated as transport and Golgi organization protein 1 homolog. The transcript is spliced from 19 exons. Gene Ontology annotation, biological process: endoplasmic reticulum to Golgi vesicle-mediated transport; protein secretion; vesicle cargo loading. NCBI's taxonomy places the organism in Eukaryota, Metazoa, Chordata, Mammalia, Carnivora, Mustelidae. The record is from RefSeq and is a predicted model, not a curated record. Gene Ontology annotation, cellular component: endoplasmic reticulum exit site; endoplasmic reticulum membrane. The coding region runs from base 765 to 2120 and encodes 451 amino acids.
CCCAUUCCCUCUCUUCUGACCUAACCAGAAUCUUCUCCGGGGACCGAGGAGGAAAGACGAAGUGUUGUCCUGGAUGCCGAUGCCCCCGUGUCUGGAAUGUGCUGUCGUACUAGUUUGCAGUGACCCUUUUUCAUCUUUAAGACAUGAGAUCUUGCUGGUGAACGUGGGCAGACCUGGGCAGUGAUGUUUGAUGACAGCCUAUUCCUGUGACAGCCACUGCCCUCUCCCCUGUCUUUGUACUGGCACCAGCUGGGAGGGGCAGGUCAGGUUUGCAGCAGAUGCCGCUCUCCGGAAGAAGUCGCAUGCUGAGAGCUCUUUGCUUUGGUUUCUUCUCUUAGUGUUGCAACUUUUGUCUGUUUUACUAAAAUAUUUUCUUGUCUUUCUGCAGGUCGGUACAGGUGUGGGAGUGUUUCCUCAUUGCCCAGGUCCCCUCUGUAUGCCCUACCACAUGGGGCAGAAUAUACCAGGCUUUCCUCCUCCUCCUCCAGCUCCACACUGGGGUCCUGGGGGCCUCGGCCCCAUCGCGUUUCUCCACCACACGGGCUUCCUUUCCACUCAGAAGCCUGUGGAGCUCAAGGGGACAAUAGCAGCCCUGUGCCCAAGAAGGUCCCAGAGGAGAACCAAGAACCGCAUCGGGCGCACGGAGGUGGAGAAAGCCCUGAGCGAACAUCCGGCGUGGCAGGAUCAGCUGUGAGGAGCAGCCAGGACCUGAAUGGAAGGAGUUAAGGAGGACACAGAGGUCCUUGUGUCUGUUGUUGGCACUAAUGCAGCUUGUCCUUUCCUUGCCUGACCAUUUCUGUGUUGGCCCUGAUGUGAUUGAAGUUCUGUGGAAGCUUCUCAUUAUAACUGCCUGCUUGGGAACCUGUGCCUUUCUCAUUUACCUGUGGAGAACCAUCCUCGCUGUAAAGCCUCGACAACAUGAAGACCAAAUAAAGAGUAAUAUUAAUCAGGUGCAAAGGGAAAUCAAGGAAAUUGAAAAAACCAUAGCCAGUUGGGAGGAGAAGGAGAACAUCAGAAAGGUGGAGGUCAUCAAUGAAAAUUUGAAGGACACCCUUUGUCUUAAACAGGCUCUCUCAGAAGCUGUGAGAGCCAGAGAUAACCAGACUGUGGAUGUGGUCCAAGAUGAAUUGGAUGAUGAAGUGCUGAGAGCCGUCACAUGCAAAAACCAAGAACUGAAAGAGAGCGAAAGGUUCCUGGAAGACCGGUAUAAUGCCCUGAGUUCUCAGAAAACAGCUAAAGAAGCGGAAUUGAACCUGCUAAGGAAGAAAGUGGAUAUGAUGGUGGAGUUCAGUGAACAACAAAAACGGACUGCAGAAGAGAAGUUAGAAGAGACCAUUAAUGAACUGAAUGCAACCAGGAAUGAGCUGUCAGCUGCCAAAGAAAAGCUGAAGGUGACCGAAGAUGAAAUGGAGAAGUAUAGACAACAAGUGGAAGACAUGCAGCACCAGCUGCCAGAGGCGGAGUUGACCUUCCAAAGCCAGAUCGCAGUCCAGGAGAGGAAUGCUGUGGCUAACUGGAUGAGGGCUCGGGAUUGGGAGAGGAGGAUAGUGCAGCAGAGCAGGGAGAACGCCUACCUGAAACACAGACUGCGCAUGAUAGAUGGGGAGAUGCUGCCUGUGGGACCCACGCGUCGCGGACCGAUGCCGGGAAGGCCUGAGUUCCAGAAGCCUCUGUGGCAAGCACCUAGACCGGUUCCCGGGAUGAACAGCCGCACCGGCCCUCAAAAGGGCCCCGAGAUGCCUACGGUCGGUACAGGUGUGGGAGUGUUUCCUCAUUGCCCAGGUCCCCUCUGUAUGCCCUACCACAGGGGGCAGAAUAUACCAGGCUUUCCUCCUCCUCCUCCAGCUCCACACUGGGGGACCUGGGGGCCUCGGCCCCAUCGCGUUCCUCCACCACACGGGCUUCCUUUCCACUCCGAAGCCUGUGGAGCUCAAGGGGACAAUAGCAGCCCUGUGCCCAAGAAGGUCCCAGAGGAGAACCAUGUAAGUACAGUGCCUUGGUGUGAGCUUUCUGCUCUAAACCACGUGAAUCAUCCCGUGAUCCUGCAACCACUUUCCAGGACUGGCUGGCGAGUGUGGAAAGAUCCUCUCUCUGACCAACGACACCACAGGAGUCCCUGAAACGCUCACACUUGGAUGGGGAACCGCAUCGGGCGCACGGAGGUGGAGAAAGCCCUGAGGGAACAUCCGGCGUGGCAGGAUCAGCUGUG